GAGUUUGUCUGCAAUCAAAUGAAUGCUCCUAUAUUCGACAGAAUAAAAGCCAACAGAAUUGGGAAAUAAAACGUUCCCUAACAUUACACUACGAAGGGAUCGGGCUGUAGUGUUUAAGGAGGAAGAAGACGAGGGAAGAGGUGUUUCUCCAGGCCCUAUCUCCUCUUUCAUUAUUUAUUUCCUUAUUAACUGCGAUCAAAACAUUGAUGGUCGAUCCUCCGCCGCUGAGCUCGAGACCCGCGGAACAUCGUGCAGUCUUUCACAUCUGUCUGUGAGUGUGUGUGUCGCGAUGGCUCGCCCACGGCCCCGGGAAUAUAAAGCUGGAGAUUUGGUUUUCGCCAAGAUGAAGGGAUACCCGCACUGGCCGGCGAGGAUCGAUGAGCUGCCGGAGGGAGCCGUGAAGCCCCCAGCUAAUAAAUACCCCAUCUUCUUCUUUGGAACCCAUGAGACCGCCUUCCUGGGCCCUAAAGACCUGCUGCCCUACAAGGAAUAUAAGGACAAGUUUGGCAAGUCAAACAAGAGAAAAGGGUUUAAUGAAGGCCUGUGGGAAAUAGAAAACAACCCUGGUGUCAAAUUUACUGGUUACCAGGUGAUGCAGCAGCAGAGCUCAUCUGAGACGGAGGGAGAAGGAGGGAACGCAGCCGACGCCAGCAGCGAGGGAGACUCCGUGGGAGAGGAAGAGGAGGGCAAGAUGAAGAGCGACAAGGUCGGAUCCAAGCGGAAAAAAAGCGCAUCCUCAAAGAUGUCUUCCAAGCUCUCCAGGAAGGGUUCGGAUGAAGAUCUGGAGAAGGAUGGGAAAGAUGAGCAGAAGAGUGGAUCAGAGGCUGGUGACCAUGACAACAACAUCCUGAACUCUUCAGACAAGACGUGCAGUCAAGGGCAGAAUCUGUCGCUGCGGGAGGAUCACUAGACGAUCACUGGAUGAUGCUCAUCAUGCUGAUUUGUGAUAUUGCAUCUUAUUACGCUGAGCGCUUACAAACCCCUACACAUUAUUAUCUGGUUCAGUCAAACACACACACAUACAGUAAAAGAAACGAUGUCCAGAAGUCACACAAACGACCUUCUUUCAUUUCUGCUGUUCAGGGUUUAGAGGUUUAGCUUUGCCUUGAACCCGAACCGUUCCGAUCUCAGUCAUUCCUCUCAUUCCUCUCAUUAACGCGUCGUGCUAGAGAUUGCUUUCUUUUGCAAUGAACAAACACACUGUAGAUCAGACAUUCUCUGUUAAACAACUCCGCCAUAUUUCAUGCUUUUAUCAGAGAAAUAACGAGUGGAAACUGUAGAAAACGUAUGAAGUAUUGUGCACAAGCAGAGGUAUCUCUGUAAGAUUUGAUUUGGGUGUAGAUUGUAGGAGCUCUGUACUAUUAUCCCGAUGCUAGAGAUACUGCUCAUCUUUUAAAGCGUGAGAUAUGUUCGUGUGUCAGUGGGUUGGUUGUUUUCUAGCCGUUCUAGUGGCAUGUUGCUUCUGUUUCCAUUCCGUAGUUCUGAUGUUCUUCUGUCUGUCGUUUCAUCAGACGGCGCUGAUCCGGUCUUCUUCUUGACAGAAACUUGCCCUUGAUUUGUUCCACUUUUUUUCUCUUAUCUUUGUUUAUAUAAAGAAUAUAUUAUAUUUAUUUUUGAUGACAGUAGAUGACACAUCUGUGGUAAAUUCGCACUCUCCAAUGUGGUUUUAAUUUCGUUUGGAUUUGUAUUGCCCUCAUCCAUGUUGCAUUUUCAAGGUUUGUAGUUACAUGUAAACUGUUUUCCUGUUUAUUGACAAGAAUUUUACAGAAUAAACUCAUUGGAAUGCAA
Messenger RNA from Carassius auratus (goldfish), 1788 nucleotides. RefSeq names its product hepatoma-derived growth factor-related protein 3-like. The transcript is spliced from 6 exons. Lineage: Eukaryota; Metazoa; Chordata; Actinopteri; Cypriniformes; Cyprinidae. Bases 290 to 910 code for a protein of 206 amino acids. The record is from RefSeq and is a predicted model, not a curated record.